Molecule: messenger RNA, 2992 nt
Organism: Chinchilla lanigera (long-tailed chinchilla)
Lineage: Eukaryota; Metazoa; Chordata; Mammalia; Rodentia; Chinchillidae
Gene: Calcoco1
Product: calcium binding and coiled-coil domain 1
Exons: 15
Coding region: 115-2190 (691 amino acids)
Source: RefSeq, a predicted model, not a curated record
CAGAAGCCCUCGCGCGCGCUCUUCCUCCGCCCCUUCUGGAGUCCGAGUGCUGUUUUUGUUGUUGGUGAAAGGUGAGGGGAACAGCUGAUCGUCCGUGGGGAAGGCAAGGACAGGAUGGAGGAAUCAACCCUAAGCCGGGCUCGGUCCCGGGGUGGAGUCAACUUUCUGAAUGUAGCCCGGACCUACAUCCCCAACACCAAGGUGGAAUGUCACUACACCCUCCCCCCGGGCACUAUGCCUAGUGCCAGUGACUGGAUUGGCAUCUUUAAGGUGGAGGCUGCCUGUGUUCGGGAUUACCACACAUUUGUGUGGUCUUCGGUGCCUGAAAGUGCAACUGAUGGUUCCCCCAUCCACGCCAGUGUCCAGUUCCAAGCCAGCUACCUGCCCAAACCUGGAGCCCAGCUCUACCAGUUCCGAUACGUAAACCGCCAGGGCCGGGUAUGUGGGCAGAGCCCCCCCUUCCAGUUCCGUGAGCCAAGGCCCAUGGAUGAGCUGGUGACCCUGGAGGAGACUGAUGGUGGCUCUGACAUCCUGCUGGUUGUCCCCAAGGCCACUGUGCUGCAGAACCAGCUGGAUGAGAGUCAGCAAGAGCGGAAUGACCUGAUGCAGCUGAAGCUGCAGCUGGAGGAGCAGGUGACAGAGCUGAGGAGCCGAGUGCAAGAGCUUGAGGCAGCUCUGGUGACUGCCAGGCAGGAGCACGCACAGCUGACAGAGCAGUAUAAGGGGCUUUCCCGGGCACAUGGGGAGCUCGCAGAGGAGAGGGACAUCCUGAGCCGACAGCAGGGAGACCAUGUGGCACGCAUCUUGGAGCUGGAGGAUGACAUCCAGACCAUCAGUGAGAAGGUGCUGACAAAGGAGGUGGAGCUGGACAGGGUUAGAGACACAGUGAAGGCCCUGACUCGGGAGCAGGAGAAGCUCCUGGGACAGCUGAAGGAGGUCCAAGCAGACAAGGAGCAAAGUGAGGCUGAGCUCCAGGUGGCACAACAGGAGAACUGUCGCUUAAAUCUGGAGCUGCAGGAGGCCAAGGGUCGGCAAGAGGAGCACAGUGUUCAGACCCAGCGACUGAAGGACAAGGUGGCCCAGAUGAAGGACAGCCUAGGCCAGGCCCAGCAGCGAGUGGCUGAGCUGGAGCCCCUGAAGGAGCAACUUCGAGGGGCCCAGGAGCUCGCAGCCUCAAGCCAGCAGAAAGCCACCCUUCUUGGGGAGGAGCUGGCCAGCGCAGCAGGAGCCAGGGACCGCACUAUAGCUGAGCUCCACCGCAGCCGCCUGGAAGUGGCUGAGGUCAGCGGCAGGCUGGCUGAGCUCACUCUGCAUCUGAAGGAGGAAAAGUGCCAGUGGAGCAAGGAUCGGGCUGGGCUGCUGCAGAGUGUGGAGGCAGAGAAGGAUAAGAUCCUGAAGCUGAGUGCAGAGAUCCUUCGGCUGGAGAAGGCAGUGCAGGAGGAGAGGACCCAGAACCAAAUGUUCAAGACAGAACUGGCCCGGGAAAAGGAUUCCAGCCUGGUACAGCUGUCAGAGAGCAAGCGGGAGCUGACGGAGCUGCGGUCAGCCUUGCGCGUGCUCCAGAAGGAAAAGGAGCAGUUGCAGGCUGAGAAGCAGGAACUGCUAGAGUACAUGAGGAAGCUGGAGGCCCGCCUGGAGAAGGUGGCAGACGAGAAGUGGAAUGAGGAUGCCGCCACGGAAGACGAGGAGGCCGCUGCAGGGCUGAGCUGCCCGACGGCUCUGACGGACUCGGAGGACGAGUCCCCAGAAGACAUGAGACUGCCACCCUAUGGCCUGUGUGAGCGUGGAGACGCAGACUCCUCUCCUCCCGGGCCCCGAGAGGCCUCUCCUCUCGUCGUCAUCAGUCAGCCAGCUCCCAUUGCCUCCCACCUCUCAGGGCCAGCGGAGGACAGCAGCUCUGACUCGGAGGCUGAGGAUGAGAAGUCAGUUCUGAUGGCGGCUGUGCAGAGCGGGGGUGAGGAGGCCAACCUGCUGCUUCCUGAGCUGGGCACUGCCUUCUAUGACAUGGCCAGUGGCUUUGCUAUGGAUCCCCUGUCCGAGGCCAGCGCUGGGGACACUGCCACCCCGCCGUGGAAGGAAUGUCCUAUCUGUAAGGAGCGCUUCCCUGCUGAGAGUGACAAGGAUGCCCUGGAGGACCACAUGGACGGACACUUCUUUUUCAGCACCCAGGACCCUUUCACCUUUGAGUGACGUCACCUUUCCUAGUACAUGCACAAUUACACACAUACGUGUACACACGUGCAUGCACACACACACACAGACAUACACUUUUCCAUCCACUGGGCUCCAUGAUACCCUGUUUCCUACGAACCACUCCUGUGUGCCCUUUUUUCAUCCCAGGCUUGCUAACUUCAUCCUCUCCUACCUGGCUUUUUGUCCUGGCCAGGGUCCUCUUUGGAAGCUGCGGCUAAACCACCCCCUGAAAGCGGUUUUGGAAGAACCAGGACGGAGGAAACCGGUGGGACUAGCACCGUCCACUCCUAGCCCUGGCUGCUUCUGAUACACUCUCUGAUGCCCCAAAGCCAGUUCCUGGGGCACCCCACCCUCUCUUACUUGGGGUUUGUAUUUGUUUGCCUGAGUUUUCUCUGGGGCCUGCACAGAGGCAGCAGCGUGGACACCAUGACCUGUCCAGGUCUCUUUGGUUCUCAGUUUCGAGGGUUCCUCUUUCUGUUCCCUGGUUGCUUUCCGCACCCCACCCAGCCUUUUCUGUAGAAGUAAUAUCUUAGAUGGUAAUAUGGAGGUUUCUUUUGUAUUUUUAAGGCUUUCUGUACUGUCUCCUGCCUCUCCCUGCUGCCCCCCUAAACCCCUGUAUCCUCACAUGAAAAGAAAUAACGUAUUUGUGCCUUCUGUGGGGGGCGGGGAGUGAGCCUACACGUCCUCAUUUCCGGCCCUACCUUCCCAAAGGCCCCACAGCAAUAAGAGCGUCCCCUCCUCCCAUACCCGUCCUCUCUUAUCUGUAGUUUGGACAAAUAUAUUUAUAUGAUAAGUGUAA